Clonostachys rhizophaga is the source of this 480-nucleotide messenger RNA. The record is from the annotation of a GenBank genome assembly. NCBI's taxonomy places the organism in Eukaryota, Fungi, Ascomycota, Sordariomycetes, Hypocreales, Bionectriaceae.
AUGGAGUCUCUCCCCCUGCGAGGCACUGAAGCCUCAAUUUAUAUAAUCCCGGAGCCCGAUUUUUCCAUCGAUCCCGACGCGCCCGGUUCCGAAUGGCCGGACGUAGAGUUGCCGCCUGGGUGCUGGCAGGCCCAUGGUUGGGGAGAAGAAGAAGAAGAAGAGGAAGAGGAAGAGGAAGAGGAAGAGGAAGAAGUCAAUUUGGACGAAAUUUGGGCGGCUGCGGCCGUGAACUUCGAGGUGGCGGAGCGUCUGCCCCGUUUGUCCCUGCAGGUAGAUCGACUAUACUCCCAUUUACCCAGCUCCACCAUCAAUUGGUCAGUUGAGGGUGACUAUGUUUGUCGGGUUGAGGAGUGCCCUGAAUAUGGGACCCGCUAUAUCAAUGUGGCCGCGCUGAGGAGACAUUUGCUUAGCCAGGGGCAUCAGGAACUUGAGCAGCAUCUCGCCUCGCAGCGUUUUACAACCCCGGCCCCCGAUCCAUAA